GAAAAUCGACAACUGCCGGUGCUUCUUAAAAGAACAUGACGGGAAAUGGUGGGUUUGCGAGGACGCGAAUCCAGAAAUCGACUUUGAGUACCUAGAGGGAGCCGAGAGCAGCGCCGUCAUCAAGCAGCUUACAAGUGAACCUUUCUUCGCUGACAGUACGCCCACCUGGAAAGCGAGGACUCGUCCCCGUGCCCGACGAUGCCCCUUGCCCUAUGCCCGAAAUAAAGGCAGCUUUCCCCUACCAGUAUGACCUCGUCAUGAUGCCCCACCACUCAUUCAUUGACGGGGUCACAAUGGCAAUAAUCACCGGAAAACUCGUGGGCGUCCUCAACGACGUCAUAGCUGGACGACCCAUCGACGACGAGCCUUUUGGAGUCUACCUGAACAACGAGGAAAUUGUCAAGAUCGAUGAACAGAUCGUGAAUGACUUCAAAAAGGAACCUGAGAAAGUCGAAGCGAUGAAGCGAGAGAUUCUGGCCUGCGACACCACGCCCCUCCUCUGCAGGGCCUUCCCACCCCCCGGAGGGAAGCCAGCAACCGACUUCGUCUACCGGAACGUCGACCAGACAUCCCUGGCUUCCUUCACGAUGAAGUGCAAAGCCAAUAGUGUCACGUUCAACAGCGGACUGGAGGCUGUGAUUAACGUGGCCAUCAUCGAGAUGGCGAGGGAGGCGGGAGUGGAGGGGGAGUCUCACCACAUGAGUAUCAAUCUAGCGACGGAUCUCAGACGCUACAUGAAGCGCCGUUCCCUCCCGAUCCUCGGCUUGCACGUGCGUCCCACUGUGCACAGGAUAGAGACGCCCUUCGACGUUCGGGAUAACUUUUGGGACUACACCAGGAAGCUCCACCAGAGGCUCUCGGUUCUCCUGAAGUCCGGCGAGGCCCUUCAGCAGAACGUGGUGAGGGAGAUGACCCUGCCGCAGCUCUCCCCGGUGGAACACCACGCGUCAGGGCCCAAACCCUUGCGUGACUACGGUCUCACCAACAUCGGGGAUCUCACGGCCAUCAUUCCAGGCGUCGGGGAGCACCUCCAGCAGACGGACCUCGCCAUGUUUAACUGCACGCACUACUCUGGUUUCCCGAUGCUUCACCAGAUCUACACCUUCAGAGGACAUUCGCCCUACACGCUCAGCUACGACACCUCCUACAUAGCGAGGGAGACCGCAGUUACGCUCACAGACAAGGUCCUGAUGCUUAUGCACGAACUUGGGACAUCAUCCUAAAAUGUUAGAAAAAGGAUUAAGAACAAGAAGUGAUACUCGACGAUUGUAAUAACUGAUCAGCUUGUUUAUAUAUUAAAAAAAAAACCUUGGUUCCAACUCACUCAUCCAUGAGUUAUAACAAGCUUUCUUAAAAAGCUUGUUAUAAUGUAAACAAAAAAGUGGAACGACAGUGUGAAUUCUAGCUUCAUUUGAUGUUAGUUCAUCACACUAACCUAUGUAGUGAAAUUGUAGAAAUUCAACCCAAUUAACCAAAUCUAAUUGUUCGCAGUGAAAAUUUACCAUUGUUUAAAUUUACCUAUAGAUUUAGUGAAAUUAUAUGUAAUAUAUAUUUUUUGACUUCGGCAUUUGCACAAUGUCGAUAUAUUCUUGACUCGUUCUGAUUUUCUUACAUAGACUAACGAUCGACCAAAUUGUUUUAAAAUUUAUUUUUACUCAGAAAACAUAAUCAUAUGCGAUGUUGUUUAUGCAUACAAGAUAUUAAUUCCAGGAAGAUAUUUAUUAAUAAUAUAUGAAUUAAUGUGUACACCCAUUUGUGUUUAUUGUCUUCCAUCCUAGGAUAUAGAGAAGGGGAAAUAGCAAACGAAAGAUAAAACCAACAAAAUUUAUGAAAGAAAUCGAAUAAACAAAUAAAUAUCA
This is a messenger RNA of Penaeus chinensis, 1859 nucleotides long. RefSeq lists its product as uncharacterized. The transcript has 2 exons. The record is from RefSeq and is a predicted model, not a curated record. NCBI's taxonomy places the organism in Eukaryota, Metazoa, Arthropoda, Malacostraca, Decapoda, Penaeidae. The coding region runs from base 213 to 1223 and encodes 336 amino acids.